Messenger RNA from Acipenser ruthenus (sterlet), 3166 nucleotides. Its product is annotated as dual specificity protein phosphatase CDC14A-like. Gene Ontology annotation, biological process: cilium assembly; positive regulation of cytokinesis; regulation of exit from mitosis. The record is from RefSeq and is a predicted model, not a curated record. Gene Ontology annotation, molecular function: protein serine/threonine phosphatase activity; protein tyrosine/serine/threonine phosphatase activity. Gene Ontology annotation, cellular component: nucleolus; mitotic spindle; centrosome. The transcript has 13 exons. Bases 140 to 1513 code for a protein of 457 amino acids. Lineage: Eukaryota; Metazoa; Chordata; Actinopteri; Acipenseriformes; Acipenseridae.
AUAAAAUGUGCAUAAACCGAGCUAACGGCCAGAGUGAGACUUGCAGGAGGUUGUGCGGUGAAUGGAAACCAACGCCAGAGAAAACAGCACACCGACAAGGCGUUUAUGAACAUGAUGCCAACCCAGAAACAAAACAGAGAUGAAGCGUAAAAACGAGAGAAGGAAGCGUUGGGAGCCGAAGAAAAAAAGACCCGUCGUGAAACGCGGAGAAUUGGAGGAGCUGACGGCUGAUGUUUACAUUUGUAUCACAGAUCGUCUGUAUUUUGCCAUUCUUCACCAGAAACCCAGAAGUACUUCAGAAAGGCACUACUUCUGCAUAGAUGAAGAGCUUGAAUAUGAAAACUUCUAUGCAGAUUUUGGACCUCUUAACCUGGCCAUGUUUUAUCGCUAUUGCUGUAAGCUGAAUAAAAAGUUAAAGUCCUUCACACUUGGAAAAAAGAAAAUUGUUCACUACACUUGUGGUGACCAGAAAAAACAGGCUAAUGCUGCUUAUCUUAUAGGCUCAUAUGCAGUAAUGCACUUGAAGAAAACCCCUGAAGAGGCUUAUCGGCUUUUGGUAUCUGGAAACACCUCCUACUUGUCUUUUAGAGAUGCUUCUUUUGGCACUUGCACAUACAAUCUAAACAUCCUUGACUGUUUACAUGGAGUCCAUAAGGCUCUGCAAUAUGAUUGGCUUGACUUCUCUGACUUUGAUGUUGAGGAGUAUGAACAUUAUGAGAGAGCAGAAAAUGGAGACUUUAAUUGGAUAAUUCCUGGGAAGUUUUUAGCCUUCAGUGGACCACAUCCAAAAAGCAAAAUUGAAAAUGGCUAUCCUCUUCAUGCACCUGAAGCCUACUUCCCUUACUUCCGAAAACACAACAUCACCACAAUAGUUCGUCUAAACAAGAAAAUGUACGAUGCCAAGCGAUUUACUGAUCUAGGUUUUGAGCACCACGAUCUUUUCUUCGUUGACGGAAGUACACCGAGUGAUGCCAUAGUCAAGAAGUUCAUAAAUAUCUGUGAAAAUGCUGAGGGUGCCAUUGCUGUUCAUUGCAAAGCUGGUCUUGGCCGAACGGGUACUCUAAUAGGAUGCUACAUGAUGAAGCAUUACCGGUUAACUGCAUCUGAAACCAUUGCAUGGAUAAGAAUCUGUAGACCAGGUUCAGUCAUUGGACCCCAGCAAAAUUAUGUGCAAGAAAAACAAGCUAGCCUGUGGGCAGAAGGAGACAUCUACCGUGCAAAAAUGAGAGAAAGACAAAAUGGAACUAGCAAGGUUGCAGUCACAAGAAUCUUAUCGGGGGUCGAUGACAUUUCAAUUAACGAUAACACAAACAGCAUGAGUGCAAAACUGGAAAUAGAACUGUAUAAUGACGAAGAUGAACGGAAUAGUAUAACUCAAGGGGACAAACUACGUGCUCUGAAAAGCAAGAGGCAAGUUCGAGCAUCAACGGGAUCAUUGACGCAAACUAUAGUAAAAUGCUGCAGUCUCCUCAGUGCUAUUUGGGCUGAAUGUUGUCGCGAUUUGAAAAGAUAACACAGCUUUCUCCAUUGGUGUCGGAGCAGAGAAUAAUAAAUAUAUAUAUAUAUAUAUAUAUAUAAGUAUUUUAAAGGUAAGUGGAAUUUAAUAUUUUUUUUGCAGCUGAUCUUGAGUGUUGCAUGGAUGAGGUGUUUAAUUGCUAUGUAAGGGACUACUUAGGUAGUAUGCAUUUUAAGAUUUGUAUGUUCAUUUUAUUUCACAGCUUAAAGAAACAGGGAAGGCCCUUAUAGCCAAUUAUAUGAGGAUAAAAUUGUAGUUUUAACAUUGCAUGUUUAGAAAAAUAGCAUAUUCUUAAAAAAAUGAUCACUGUGACAAGAGACAAGUCUGACCACGUUUUGAUACCCUGUGUCAGAGGCAGGGUUCCUAAUAGAAUUAAACGCGUGUGUCUUGGUUGGCUAAUCCUGGGUCUGUUUCUUAAUCUUAAAUGUUUCUCUUCAAAUUUGUACUACAAUUAUGUAUUUUUGUAUCCUUUUUGACAUUGAAUAAAUCUGUACUGAUAAUGAGUGAAAAUCUAUUGAGUGGUAAUGUCCCAUACUGUGAACAGUGUGUGGUAAUGCCAUCCGUUUAAUUAACUGCCUGAUCAUUAACCUAGUUGUGGAAUUUAAGUGACUUUAUAUAAAGAUUAUUCAAUAUUGAGAAGAUUCCUCAGCCUUGAAGAAUCUUUUCAGGAGCUUUUUUUUUUUUCUCUCUGUACAUUUCUGUAAGUAUGGCUAUUGAUCUGAGCAGAAACAGAGAAUCGUACAAAACACACAUACUGGGACGUUAAACAAGUACACAAUUUCAAAUCUUGAAAAAAUGUGGAUAUUAAAAAGCACCCUAUUAAUGGUCUCUUGCUUCAUAAGUGUACAUGUUUAUGAUUGCAAUGUAGGCCUAAUUUAUGUAUAUGGGUUGUUCCGGAGUAAGAGAAUAUAGCAUUAGUCUAAUCUCCUCUUUUUUUUAUUUUUUGUCUGUACAAUCUUUUUUUUUUUUAAUUUUACAUGAACUAAUCACCACAUUUUGACACCACUUUGAUAUUUAGGACUUCCUAGUAUCCAAUUCAAAAUGUGCAUACCUGUAAAAAUAAAUCAUGUAGCCAUGUGUUUGUCCAGAAGUGACAGGUGAAAUGGUAAAAGCUGUUGCUUAAUUUAGAGAGACACAACAGUUGCUGACCUUUGUAUUACAAAGCGCAUGUAUCGAUGAUGCUCCCUGAAUUAUAACUUUGGAAGAAUUUAAGAUCCGCGAGAAGUGAAGAUAAUAAAUUAAAGUGACAUCCGUUCAGAUUAAAUACUCAAAGCCUUUUACAUCUAAGGAACUGGAUGUUCUCAAAUUGAGGUUUAAAAUUAAACUUAAUUUUGCUUUUAAACAUUGUUUUUUUUGUAAUUCACUUGUUCCACUGACGUCCGUUGCACUGCCAAUUGCUAAUUUAAUCAAGAAAACAAAUGUAUUUAAGUGCAUCAGUGUAAUUUUAUAUGCAGUAUGUUUUUUUAGUUUUAUUAUUAAACUUGCAAAGCAUGUGGAAUGAACAAUGUCGUAAUUUCCUAAUGCUGAACAAAACAAUAGUCAAGAUAUCAAAAUUAAAACAUCAAUUUAAACAUCUGUGCAUUUUGAAAUUUCACACCUAUGUCAGUCUUGAUUUGGUUUCAUCUGUGCAACAAGUUUUUUUUAUUUCUU